UCUGAUGUUGUUGUUCUGAAGCAACAUGUUGAUUAAGCUGACCCUGGGACUUUGGCCCCUAACAGUGUAUUAUUAACUCUAUAAGAAAUCCAUGCCCCCUGUACACCUUCACUGACUGCAUUUGUCAGCUUUUAAAAACUUUUUACCCAGGACUUUUGGACGGCGGGGUGUGGGAGGAAUGCUGAUUUGGUUCAAAUCAAUUCACUCACUGUGAAUGUUCGUUCAGUAAGAACCUUGGAGCUGCUAUUAGCACGACAGGUGGAUUUAAGCUCCUAGCCACAGAAAUGGAUUCUGGAAAGAAGCUUUCCGGAACCCUAGCAUUGGCGGUGUUCACCGCUACGCUUGGGUCCUUGCAGUAUGGAUAUGGCCUUGGCGUCAUCAACGCGCCCCAGAAGGUCAUAGAGAAGCAUUAUGGGCGCUCACUUGGUGUUCUACCACAGAACUUCACUCGCUCCCUCAAUAGCACUGAAGAUGAAGAGCCCCAUCCUUUAGUUGUCAUGUAUUGGUCCCUCUCCGUGGCAAUCUUUUCCAUUGGGGGCGUGUGCUCUUCCUUCCUGGUUGGUUUUGUGGGAGACCUACGGGGCAGGGUAAAAGGGAUGCUGAUGGUGAAUGUCCUGGCCAUUGCUGGAGGCCUGCUCAUGGGCCUGUCCAUACUGGGAAAGCCUCACCUCAUGGUGAUCUCAGGCCGCGCCGUGAUGGGACUUUACUGCGGCCUGUCCUCUGGGCUGGUGCCCUUGUACAUUGGGGAGAUCGCGCCCGUGGAGUAUCGAGGCGCACUGGGAACGCUCCACCAGCUGGCCAUCGUCACGGGCAUCCUUAUCAGUCAGGUCAUCGGGCUGGACUUCCUGUUGGGCAAUGACGCAAUGUGGCCGCUGCUGCUGGGCCUGUCCGGGGCGCCGGCUGUUCUCCAGAGCCUCCUGCUGCCCCUGUGCCCCGAGAGCCCCCGCUACCUCUUCAUCAAGCUGGGCAAAGAGGAGGAAGCCCGCAAGAGCCUGAAGAGGUUAAAGGGGGAGUAUGACCCUUCCGAAGACAUCGCAGGGAUGAAGAAAGAGAAGGAGCAGGUCAUGAGGGAGGAGCAGGUGUCCAUUUUGAAGCUGGUGCGCUCCUCUCAGUACCGCCAGCAGCUGCUUGUGGCCCUGAUGAUGCACCUGUCCCAGCAGUUCUCUGGGAUCAAUGCUAUAUUUUAUUACUCUACCGCCAUCUUCCACAAGGCAGGCAUCACCCAGCCCGUGUACGCAACCAUCGGGGUGGGCGUCAUAAACACCAUUUUCACCAUGGUUUCGGUGGUGCUGGUUGACCGUGCGGGCAGACGGACAUUGACUCUAAUUGGAUAUGGGGGGAUGUGCUGCUGUGCAGUCACCAUGUCUGUUGGCCUGGUCUUCCUGUCGACCUUCGCCUGGAUGAGCUACGUGAGCAUGACGGCCAUCUUCCUGUUCGUCUGCUUCUUCGAGAUUGGCCCGGGGCCUAUCCCGUGGUUCAUCGUGGCAGAGCUCUUCAGCCAGGGCCCCCGUCCGGCUGCCAUGGCCCUGGCCGGCUUCUGCAACUGGAGCUGCAACUUCGUCAUCGGGAUGUCCUUCCCGUACAUCGAGGCUCUGUGUGGAAGCUAUGUCUUCCUUAUCUUCGCCGCGAUCCUAUUCGGUUCCACUGUCUUCACGUACUUCCGCGUCCCUGAGACAAAGGGAAAGACUUUCGAGGAGAUAGCGGCUGAGUUCCACCACCGGCGCCACCAUCCACCUCCCGACUCCAGCGCCGUCACAGAGCUGGAGCUGCUCAAGUCCUCCACAGAGGCUUAAGGACUAUUACAACCAUGAGGCAGCGCUGCUUUUCACAGCUAUGUCUGUUACGACCUUAUCAGUGUUCAUUUUAAUAACCCUUAUAUUUUCGGAAUCUUUUCAUAAAUUAUCAAAGUUUCGACGAAGGAUAGUUAGUGACCGCAUCUUUUGAAUUAUUUGAAGUUGCAUUUUACAAAAUGAUUUCAUAAUUACAGUAUUAUUCUGUAUCCAGCACUACAAGCAGUGGAGUUUAGUUGUCCAGCGCAAUACCCGCACAGCUGUGCUUUGGAUGAUGCACUUGCU
This is a messenger RNA of Anguilla rostrata (American eel), 2075 nucleotides long. It is a transcript of the gene slc2a2, whose product is annotated as solute carrier family 2 member 2. The record is from RefSeq and is a predicted model, not a curated record. Lineage: Eukaryota; Metazoa; Chordata; Actinopteri; Anguilliformes; Anguillidae. Bases 285 to 1793 code for a protein of 502 amino acids. Gene Ontology annotation, molecular function: hexose transmembrane transporter activity. Gene Ontology annotation, biological process: monosaccharide transmembrane transport. Gene Ontology annotation, cellular component: brush border; membrane. The transcript is spliced from 12 exons.